UACCACCAACCUCAUCGUUAUCAUCAUCCUCAUCCAUCAUCACUACAGGUAUCAUGGAAUCUCCCGCGCCCUCCAGCUCCCACAGCUCACGGGAUCCGGGACCAGCUCGGAAAGCAGCACCCUCCUAUCGAUUAUUUCCUACCGUCGAGCCAACACCGCCAGCGUCGCCUGUCACCCUUCAAAGGGACAACCGAAGGAGAGCCAGCGGCGCCUGCCGUGGUCGAUCAUCCUCCAUCGAGAAGGGUCCCAAAAAGGCAGGUGCGACACCUUCGCACGCGAACUUGCUCGCAACCGGAUCUUCUUCGACCACUGCGCUUCGGCAGGGGAGCUUGCCGGACAUCAAGACUUUGCAGAGUGUGCGAGAAGUCGAUAGUGCUGCCGCGAAUUCUCUCGGAUGCAAGCAACCGGUCGGGGCGGAAAGCGACCACAUGCGAACCACUAGCGCUCCUGAACCAUCUCCCACCGCAAAUGGACCUGGCCGUGCAGCUAUUGGCAAUCCACGCUAUGGAAAUGGCAACUCCCCCUCAGCUCCUGACCAUGUCGUACGCUCUCCUGCUCCCCAGCCUACAGAAAUGGCCUCAUCGUCCUCUGGCGGCGCCCUCGGUUCGAGACGAUCCAGGCCUAAUCUUCGCAUAACAGUGACAAAAGACACAAUCGAGCGUCCACCUCCCCCGCCUCCGAAGUCUGCAAGACAUCACCAAAAGGGCGAAAAUCAUGUUUCUAGGUCCCCUGUGACUCAAGGCCAUCAACCUCGCCUUGAUCUUGCGUCCGACUGUCCGGUGUCACCGCUCACGCAGCAGCAUCCGCUCGAGCCUCCAGCUAUGCCAGUUAUCAGAGCGCCAGAAUCACACGCCACUCCUGCCAGUCGUACACGGCGCAACUUCUGGCCCAAGAUCUUUCCACGAGAAGAAUCAUCUACUAAACGAAGUCUCAACAGCUACGGUUCUUCGCCAAUGCGCCCGAAAACCGCCGGAGCGAUACAUUCUACGGUCUCGCCCGAGCCCGCGGUUUCUCGGCUCCCUGGAGUACCAAAUAUAUAUGCCAAUACGCCUUUGAAUGCUUCCAGUGUAGAGCUCAGGUCGCACAAAAGUGCAGACCGCUUGAGGAGUGAACGCACGCCCGAAAGUCCUCCUCCCAUGCCGUCAACAAGCAUGGCAGACCACCGCGGCUUUUCGAGUAAAGUGCCACAUUCUCGUUUCCAGGUCCCGCCUGCCGCUCAAAAUCUAUCCCCUGCGCGGGUGUCACCAACAGACGAUCGACAGGGCAUAGCCGAUGCCAUUCGCGAGCACUCUCGCGAGAACGUGGGGAACCAGAAGCGAUAUGCCAAUGAUGAGGCUGCCCCAUCCGAGUCGCUUAUCAGACCUGACGCAAAGACCGCGCUAGCCAUUGCAAGAGCCAAGGUUGCCGCGCUGCGGAAUCCGAGUCCGUCUGCAGACAAUCUCGGUCAAUCAGCCAAAGAACGUUCAUCAGGCUCCGAAUCGGGAGUGCUCCAUGGAGCCAUUCCAGCCGAGACAUUAGACCCAUGCGGUUCCCCCAUGGGAGUCACAGAUCCAGUUGCCACUUUGAAAGAUUUGAGCCAACAGUGCGAUGCAUUGCACACGCGUUAUGCUAGUCUGCGAAUGGAACGCCAGAGGUUGUCAAGUGGGAUCAUUGAAAAACUGAAGGAGCAAAGGACGGACACAGAACAUCGGAACUCGCUCCUGAACGAUCAGCUGUCGCUCGCUUCCGUGGGCUCAUCUAUGGAUAUAUGCUUUGCAAAAUUGAAGUCCUUGGAUUGUCGAAAGGAAGAGGCAAUAUCUGCUCUCAUCGCUCAAACGACGCACGAGACCAAGCCGCCCGGUGACAACAUAGCUGUCAUGAUCGCAUCGAUGGCAAUGGAGCCCCGAAAGUCCUCUGUCGCCCCCUCAACAGAGAGCGAGAGCCCAUAUGCUCUCACAGGUCAAUCGACGCCAGACAGCAGGAGAGAGACAUUUUUCGCCGAUCGCUCCACUCAGUCUAGUUUCCUGAGAACUCUCUCAUUCACGAGCGAGACUGCAAGCCUGAAACAUCGACUGUCUUUAUCAUCUUUCCAGAACGACGCAGCGGAUGUGCCCUCAGAGACCAUUCCAGGAGGAAUUGAGAUUCCUGCAAAUUGGGUGCGUCCACGAGAAACUGCUCUCUCGCAGCGGCAUGAGGAUGCCGAUAAAGGGCUCAUAUUGGCGCCCACCACGUACACUCCUCCGCAGUCUGGCACAUACGAAAGUAGCGCGCGGAGGAAAAAUGAAGAGCGGCCAGCGAUCGAGCGUGAGUCCCAUGAAGGUCUCUCGGACCCUCCCAAGAGCAAUUUCCCUGCUCUGGUUUCCAAAUUUGCGCACUCGAUCGGCGUCUCCGAUGUGAGCUCCACAAAACAAAGAGCUCCCAACGUCAACGUUGAAGUUCGCCCGAUCAAUUCCGCUUCGGGUAAAGCACUUUCGCUUCUGCCAGUCUACCCUACAGGUACGUCAACAACGGCAAUAGCCGAUGUAGGGUCUCCAGUCAUCACAGACCUCACUGCCCAACUGGAGAGUUUCCCUAAACCCUUCACACCAAUGAUACCAUACCGCGGGACUCCGAAAAAGGAACUCCCCAUUUUAGCGCCGCUGGCGGCCAACCCUCCCACUCCAGUCGCUACCACCUUUGGAGAGAGAUACGCAAACGAACAGGAACACGGACACGAUGUACCCAUAAUGCCACCACCACGUCGGGACUCCUUGCGAGAAAUGACCACCAGCACCAGAACUGUCGGGAGGAGUAUGACGCAAGGCUCUGCGCGCACUACGCACACCAUCCAGGUUUUCAUCGAGCAAGAUGGUCUCGAGCUUUUGGAUCUGUAUCGACGUAGUUCGGAAGAGAGGGCUGCGGCUGCUGCUCGGGCAUUGCGUACUUGAAGUUCAUAUGUGUUUGUUUCCUCGAGCUCGGUUGAGACGAGUUGAUAUACUGAGAUGCACGUAUGUUUUGUAACAUGAUGAGGCGAGACCGACGCCUUUGUACCUUUAUUAAUUUUCACGACAUGUCAUGACCACCAAAGAAGAAGAAGAAGAAGAAGCCAAAAGCCAGAGGAGAACAAAUCUGAAGAACAGAUUUCUUUUUGGGCAUAUGAAGUGGGAUAAGAAUUGGAAAUCAAGAGAGGGGUGGAGGGGAGAGGAAAGAAAUGUUGAUGGAAACCUACAAAGCCAUUUGCGUAGAUUUCUUUUUGAGUGUAUAUCACAAGACUCAAAUAGCUGCAUCGCCAUAACAUAAAGGGGAAACCUCAAUUCAUGAACAAGAACAGACUGUAAACGCUGUACAGCCAAACAAACCAACCAAUCCAAUCCAUGCUCAUCAUCCAUCCACAUCCUUUCAUUUACAUAUGGAACCUUCCAAACCUUGAUAUGUUUGUUCAAGAAGGUACACCACCACCACCACCACCACUACUCGUCAAUCUCAACACCCUCCCCACCGCUUUCACCCCCGACUUCAAACUCCCCUCUCCCCCUCCCCCUCCACUACCCCCUCGUUUCCUCCGCGUGGUAAACGACUUUUCGAGCACACCCGGUUUGGGCGGCCAUUCGCCAUCGUCUUUCCAGCCUUGCACCAGCGCACGGAGCAGCGUGAGCAAGUUGAUUGGAACCGAGGGCGUGCGGGAUUGCAGAAUGAUUUUGUUGUAGAUUUCGGGAUACAUGUCGUGGUUGAUGCGUUUGCGGAUGGGGUGUUUGGGUAGGAGUGCUGGUGCUAUAGGUACUAGAACGUCCAAAGGUAUCGUUGCGGGACUCGAGCGCAGUGAGGUCCCUGCUGUUGAUCCUGCUGCUGCUCCGGUGACAUCGGGCGACCCGGACGGUGUUGAAGCGGGCGUACUGGACACAUGCGCUUCGACAGAAGAAGAAGUGGACGUUCGUGGAGUCGAUCCCCCAGAGGCAGACCCGGAAUCGACCUCAAUAUGCACGAUUCCUCUCGCUGGCGGCGCGUGGUCUGCAAGUCCGCUACCACUGCUGCCUUCCAGGAGUCGCACGUCUCGUGUCUCUCGAGCACAGCACCACACAUCUCUCCGCCUGGUCCAGUGCGCCAAGCCGUCAUUCCAUUCCAUUUCUUCGUGCACAGCCUGCCAUCGUUUCCGCUUGCGCGCCUGCUGACGGCUGUGCAGCUGUGGGCCCACGCUAUCCGGAGCGUCGAAUUUGUACGUUUCCACUUUGCUCUUGCUCGAUGAUGAUGUGGUGUGCGCAGGUGUCAUCGCUGCCACUUCCGACUCGGUUUCAGAGACAUCGGAAUCCUCUCGUUCCCUCCACUCGAUCGGCUCAAAGCCCAGUCCCAAUGCCUCGCCCACCACUCCAUUCGCGCGGUCCGGGGUGCUCGGAGCGUGGAAUCGAAAGCCCGCGAUGCGAUCUUCGACGUUCAGUUCCUCUGUUGCUGCGCUGUUCGCUGCCUCGUGCCGCCCACUCGACUUCCAGGCCGGCAGUGGCGGAUAUUCCCAGUCAUUUCGGAUCUUAUCUCGCAGCAACCGUCGUGCCUCUCGGAGCUGCGCUUGCUGUUCGGCGCUGCGGUGGUGCGAGCCUGGCAGAUUCAGAUGUAACGUCAUAUUUCUUUCUUUCUUUCUGCUGUGCUUCCCUCUCUCUCUUUCUCCCGACGUGGUGUGCGAGUGUAGUAGGUAUGUGUAUGGUGGUGGGUGGGAAUGCUCGCCCGCGGUCAACAGUAAGUGAUAUGAUGAUGAUGAUGAUGAUCGGUACCUACCCCGUCUCCAGCCACUGCUACAGCGCUCGCUCUGCAAGGUAUAUGGGCAGUGUGUGCAAGAAUGUGACCAGUACAUGCAUAUGAGCAUGUAUCCCAGAGAUGUCCGUUGGUCGGGGAUGAACGGAGGGCCGUGGACGCACUCGACGUCAGCAAGCCCGCGUAGGUUGGUAGUAGAAGAAGUAUAUUGUCGACAGCCCUUGUAGAUCGAUCGGUCGAGAACAACU
Molecule: messenger RNA, 4946 nt
Organism: Sphaerulina musiva SO2202
Lineage: Eukaryota; Fungi; Ascomycota; Dothideomycetes; Mycosphaerellales; Mycosphaerellaceae
Exons: 2
Coding region: 54-2906 (950 amino acids)
Source: RefSeq, a predicted model, not a curated record